This is a messenger RNA of Phalacrocorax carbo (great cormorant), 5168 nucleotides long. Lineage: Eukaryota; Metazoa; Chordata; Aves; Suliformes; Phalacrocoracidae. The record is from RefSeq and is a predicted model, not a curated record.
GCCCCCCACCCCGCCCCUCCGCCGCAGGAAGGCGCGCGGCCGCGGUGCGUAUUUAUGCUGAGCGUCGCGGCCCAGCGCGGGGCGGAAGCGCCCGGCAGUGCGUCCUCCCCGCCCGCCUUCCCGCCGGGUGUAGGCGACGAGGAUGAGCCAGAGAGACACCCUGGUGCAUCUCUUUGCUGGCGGAUGUGGAGGUACUGUUGGUGCAAUUCUGACAUGUCCACUGGAAGUUGUGAAAACACGAUUGCAGUCCUCCUCUGUGACUCUCUACAUCUCUGAAGUCCAUCUCAAUACUGUGAAUGGUGCUAGUGUCAAUCGAGUAACUAGAGUUUCUCCUGGACCCCUCCACUGUUUGAAGAUGAUCUUGCAGAAGGAAGGACCUCGCUCUCUAUUUAGAGGGCUGGGUCCUAAUCUUGUAGGCGUUGCUCCUUCCAGAGCAAUAUAUUUUGCUGCUUACUCAAACUGCAAGGAAAAGUUGAACAGUAUUUUCAACCCAGAUUCUACCCAGGUACACAUGAUUUCAGCUGGUGUGGCAGGUUUUACUGCGAUCACAACAACUAAUCCCAUUUGGCUAGUAAAGACACGAUUACAGCUUGAUGCAAGGAAUCGUGGAGAAAAGCGAAUGAGUGCUUUUGAAUGUGUCCGAAAAGUUUAUCGGUCAGAUGGUAUUAAAGGCUUCUACAGAGGAAUGUCGGCAUCCUACGCAGGCAUAUCUGAGACUGUUAUUCAUUUUGUUAUAUAUGAGAGUAUUAAGAGAAAACUACUGGAGUAUAAGACUGCUUCUGCCAUGGACAAUGAGGAUGAAUUGGCAAAAGAAGCUUCAGACUUUGUUGGAAUGAUGAUGGCUGCUGCCACUUCCAAAACUUGUGCAACAUCAAUAGCAUAUCCCCAUGAGGUUGUACGAACAAGACUAAGAGAAGAAGGAACAAAAUACAGAUCUUUCUUCCAGACACUGUCUUUGCUUGUGCGAGAAGAAGGGUAUGGAUCCCUCUACCGAGGUUUAACUACACAUCUGAUCAGACAGAUUCCAAACACAGCUAUCAUGAUGUCAACCUAUGAAGUGGUAGUCUACUUGCUUGAUGGAUAGCAGCAUGACGAGGCUUCCUAGAAGAAGGUGGAAGAUUGAAAGACUGGAGUGGACCACUGAAUGUCAUUGCCAAUGUGGUGGGCAAAAGGAAAGUUACAUCAGGAACAUGUAGCUGUGGACAAAACAGAAGGUUGAUUGUGGGCAACUAUGAAUAAUUUUGCUGCCUUAUUUCAUGGUCUCUUGGCAAUGUGACAAAUGGGAACUGCCCCUUAAGGAAUGCCUUUAUACAUUCCUUAAUUAAAAAUUGUUACUUUCUUUUCAUCUGAUAAUCUAGACGAGGCCAAUCAGUCAUCUUCAGAGACAUGAUGGGUGAGGUAGGGGGGUGUAAAAUGUAUUCCUGGGCACCCUUAGUAACUUCUUGUAGUGAUUGCUCUCAACUACAUCCUUUUUGUUCUGUUUUUACUGCACAGUAACCUGUUGGAAGAGUGGGGAAGACAGUACUUUCAUACCUUUCCAUACCCAAAACUUCCAUUCAGUUGCUCUGAAGAGUCAUAGAGACUGAGGUAGUAGUCAGUAUGUAAAGUUUUCCAUGUUGCUACCUCAAGACAAAAUAUGGCGCAGGGACCCAGAACAGAGUUAUUUCUUCACUACGAAAGGUGAUACUUGGAUGGUUUGGGUUUUUUGUUUUGUUUUGGUGUUUUGUUUGCUUUUUGUUUGUGUUUUGUUUUGUAUUUUUAAGUUUAAGCAGUGUUGUAGGUUAGCGAGAGAGGAUCUGAUUCUUGAACUCUUCAGGUUAUCAAUCUGUUAAUACUGAUGUAUGUGGAUUUCUAGUUCUGCUGCAUCAUCCUUUUUCUUUUCUGGAGUUUUCCUUCCUUAAGAGACCUAUGAAAUGUUCUCCUGUAUUAUCAGUUUUCCUUGCUAACCUGUCAGCUCACUCACACAGCUAAGGAAGAACUUGCUGAAUGCUACUUCAUAGCCUUUUUAAGGAUUUGUAAUGUGAUCAGAAAUCUCAACUAUUCCAGCAUACCAUUUGUGAAGGCAGGAUUCACUCAAAUAGUUUCAUGCUACCUAAGAACCAAGCUGUAUUACCCUAAAAUGUCUGGCAAAUCCUGACUUGGAUUACCAGUAUCUAUAUGAGAGUACAGGGGGAGAACACAUAUCACCAUGGCUACGGUAACCAGAAAGCAGAAAACAAUUGAACCUGUGACAGAUUGUUUUAGUGCAGGCAGCCUCUGUCCAGAAUGAUGGAGAAAACUGUAACUGAUAUUUUCUUGUAAGCAUUCCCCUUGAUAAUUGCUGUAUCACUUCUUCCAACUUGAGCCUGUGUACUGAACUGCAGCUGACAGUAUAACCUUGUCCUCCAAAUUGUCUCAAUAUUCAGGCAUUGUUUUUGUUGUUCUAGAAGUCAGUUACAAAACAAUGUGUUGCAUUCAGUAGUGAGGCUUAGCUAGUUUAUUUUGUCUUAAUUUAUAAGGAUUUUCCAAAACCGUAUAGCUGGCGUGUCAAAAUUAGAAGCUUAACGUUACAAGAACUUGUACAGCUUUCCAAACAUAUCUUAUCUGCACCACGAGUACUUCUCAGUCUGUGUCCAUGAUCUGUAUGAGGAAGAUGAUCGUUAUAAAUUGGAGGCAAUAGCUUUCUACAUAUAAAUGCUGCUACACUGGUGUAGACAGAACUGUCCUAUCAACUCUUCCAGUGUGGUACGUCAGUAUACUUAAACUGUGCAUUGUGUGCAAUGGCUUUAUUUUAUUAAUGACUCCUUAUGCACUUUGUGGCCUUUUAUGGCUUGUGACUUUUAUUCCUCUUACUGGUUACUUGUAGUCAAACUGUUUAAAACAUGCAGUUUGGUUUUAAACAAAGGAUACAGUUUGAUUUCCAUGUAAGCUGUGCAGGAUAAAGUAUUUUAUGCUGUGGAUCCAUAGUAUCUCUGCUGCAGUAGUUCUGUAGGCGGUAUUUAAAAGCUUGAAGCUUACAGAACAACCAGUCUGGGUUUUUCUCAUUUGCUGUCCUUUAUUUUGACCCUUAUGUUCUCCACAGUGUCAAAGUAUUUGAGUACUUAAUGUAAUUUUCUGUACUAAUUGGUCAUCCUUCUAAAAGUCACCUAUAGUAUGUACAGUGACCUUGCAGUGGAGGCUUAGCUGUAUUGGCUUCCUUCUCCUUUGAAAAUGUCAUUUUACAUUUUUAAAGACAGUGUGGUCUGAUGUGACCAAAGGUGAACUUGAUUGUUUUAAAAGAAGGGAGGGGAGUGCUUAAAUAGGUGCUUAAAGUGGGCUUUUUUUAGUGACCUCUCCAGGAAAUGUCUGGAGUAUUCCUGACUCUGACCUAAGUCUUGCUGCGAUGCCAUUGUUCAGGUAACUCUACUGUUAUCAAAAGCAGGCAAAACUACUUACUGUAAUUUUUGUUCUAUAGAAAGUGGAUUACUCUUCAGGCUAUCCAGAUUAUUCAGUCAUAGCCGAAAUUUAAAUUUGCAAGGAUGGUAUUCAGCUUUGGAGUUCCUGAAUACAGUUAACAUUUGGAUUAGCCCUAGGAUUCAUGAGAGUUACUCUACUCUGUUGAUUGGAUAGUUCUCCCUUGGUUACAUGUUCAUCUCCCGUUAAUUUACUGGGUACCAUGUGUGUGCCUUGUCUGGGUGGAUAACACGGACAGUUGAAUAUGGGAGACAACAGCUAAAAACAGACAAUCAGCUUAUAUGCCGCCUUUUCAGUGGAUGUUUAAGCAAUGUUUUAAACUUCAGGGGUGAUCUUCUUUUUGGCUUGCUUUACAUGACAAAACAUAAAUGCAAAGUUUCUUGGGAUUUUUUGUUAUUUUUAAACUACCAGUACAUACAAAGUUACCUCUGAAAUAUUUCCCAAAGAUCUCUAAAUUAUUUAUAUAGUUUCGCUGAUAUUUAUUAUAAAAACUAAAAGGGAAUAAGAUGAUGCUACGUUCAGUGAUAACCUUAACUACAGAACUGAAAGGAGUGCAUUUAAACUUCUUUGUAACUUAGAUGGUCAUCUUGAUUUGUAUUGGAAUGUAGUGUAUUUGUCACGCUUUCCUGUGCUAGAGGCAAAGGUCUUGGAUAUCUGAAAAAACUCUCAGUAAUCAGUUUCCUCAAAUUUCCCUUGUCUAGAGGAACCUUAAUUGUGUUUGCGAUCGGUUGCUUUUGGGCUCGGCAGCCAGUUAGGUUUGGGAAGCUCGGUGAGGCUGCAGCUCCCACAACCGGUCGAAAGAUGGCACCGGAGCACGGGUUCGUCAGAGGGAAGGGGGCGCCUCUGCCAGGGCCUGGCAGCGCCGUGCGUGACGGGGCCCUGGUUGUCGCCGAGGGCCUGGCACGUUGCGGGGACGUGGCAACGGUGGCCUGAGUUUGGAAAGCCCUUUAAAAAAAAAAAAAAUUCAGUGAAUGCAGUCACAUUUCACAGCCCCUCUAUUUCACAUUCGGUCCCUGUAGUGCCCUGUGAAAACAGGUGAGUUGUGUGUUGCAGAGGGCUGAGCCCAGCCUUCAAACUGACUGAUAGAGCUGCUCUUUCCGUCUGAAUUUCUGAUCUGCUAGCCUGUUUUAAGUAGGUUUAUGUUAUGGAUUUAUGGAGCUUAUUUUAAUUGUAAUUGAAACACCAACCUGUCCACUUGUAUGUUGACAUUGCAUCUGUCUAGUUCCCUGUUUACAUAAUGCACUCCAUGUAUUUCCUUUCUGAUUGAGAUGUUUAUUAUUGACAGUUUCUGCAGUUCUGUUUUUGUUCUUACAAUGACAAUUGUUACAUUCCUCAGACUGUAGCAUUUAAAAGAAUGCUUCCAGAGACAAAAGAUUGAACAGCCUUUAUAAAUGUUGCUUCCUGUUUAAGCUGUUUAAUUUUGGAAAACAAGCUGAAUGCUGAAGUGUGCCUAGGUAAAACUUUUCAACUUUCUGUCUGUUAAGACUCAGUUAUGUAAGUUUUCAGUUUGCCUACCCUGCAUAUGUGAACGUAGUUAUGCCCUCUGAGUACAUAGCUAAACGCUCACAAAUGACAGUUUGCAAAUACUUCAAUGCUCAUGUGAGGUUUGCUAUUAUUCUUGCAUACAUGUAAUUGGCUGUUAACUAUGUGCAUUUACUCUGUAUUUAUAUAGUUAACUUUUUGUUUGGAUUGCUUUAAACUUCAAAGCAGAUUAAAAUGAUGUGCUUCUAUUCAAA